Molecule: messenger RNA, 846 nt
Organism: Arabis nemorensis
Lineage: Eukaryota; Viridiplantae; Streptophyta; Magnoliopsida; Brassicales; Brassicaceae
Source: the annotation of a GenBank genome assembly
AUGAUGAUUCCUCUUGCUCUCUUCUCCGGUGCCGUUUUUCUAUUCUUUAUGCCUUUCUACAGUUGGGGCAAAUCAUCUGAUUUGAUGAAUCUCUCCCUUAAGAUCCAUGAAAUUGAAGUAGUUGCUGAGUUUCCUCAUGACCCUGACGCUUUCACUCAGGGACUUCUUUAUGCUGGAAACGAUACACUGUUCGAGUCGACUGGUUUAAACGCGAAGUCUUCAGUGAGGAAAGUGGCUCUACGAACAGGGAAGGUUGAAGUUAUUCAACAAAUGGAUGAUUCAUACUUUGGAGAGGGUUUAACACUCCUUGGAGAAAGGCUCUUUCAAGUCGCAUGGUUGACGAACACUGGUUUCACAUAUGACCUUCACAACUUAACCAAAGUAAAACCAUUUAAACAUUAUAUGAAAGAUGGAUGGGGACUGGCUACCGAUGGAAAAGUGUUGUUUGGGAGCGAUGGCACUUCUACACUAUAUCGGAUGGACCCUCAAACAAUGAAAGUUACUGAUAAGCAUACGGUCAGAUAUAAUGGCCGUGAGGUACGUUACCUUAAUGAACUCGAGUAUAUAAACAAAGAAGUCUGGGCAAACGUGUGGCAGUCCGAUUGUAUUGCUAGAAUUUCACCAAAGGACGGAUCACUGCUUGGAUGGAUAUUGCUUCCCAAAUUAAGACAAGGAUUGCUGAAAUCUGGACACAUGGGUAUCGAUGUCUUGAACGGCAUAGCAUGGGACAGCGAGAAGCAGCGCCUCUUUGUAACGGGGAAGCUAUGGCCGAAGCUGUACCAAAUCAAGCUCAAACCGGCAUCAGAAAAGAGCCAGAAACGUAUAGAGCGACAAUGUGUGGUGUAA